AUGUCCACCAGCAACCCACUCGCCAGCACAGACAAGGCCGCCCGCGAGAUCCCCCCGUCCCAACGAGUCUUGCUUCUUCACGGUCCUCGUCAGCCGUACCACGUGACGCACGACUAUGCCGUUCCGCAGCUGCACCACGACCGCGAGAUCCUGGUGCGGACGGCCGUCAUUGGCCUCAAUCCCAUCGACUGGAAAUCGCCCGACUUCAACUUUGCCAUUCCCGAGCUGCCGUACAUUGCGGGACGGGAGUGUGCCGGGGAGGUUGUGCAGCUAAAGACGAGAGUCGAAACGAGCAGUGUCCAAGGCUUGAGCGAGGCAAGUAAGGCAGAUGGCUUGCUGUCACCAGAGGUCCCGUCCGCCGCAGAAGAUGCAGAGGCGGACGUUGUCAUCGACGUUACAGACAAUACGGCAUCCACCAACGUCCAUGGCAAGGACACGCCCAUCCCGGCCGUCGAGCCCAUCAUCCACACCUUCUUGACCAACGAUGCGUCGGCUGCGAAGAGAGUGUCUGUCGUCAACGCUGUCGAGGUGGACGACAAGACAGGCGCUCCCCUUGGCACGUCCUCCAGCACAUCCACGUCUGGCCGCAUCACCACGGGCGACCGCGUCCUGGCCAUCUCGACCGACUACCGCGACCUCCGCAAGGGCGCCUACCAAGAGUACGUCGUCGUGUGGGACUACAACACGGUCCGCCUGCCGCCGCACGUGUCCUGCGAGGCCGGUGCCACCAUGGGCGUGGCCUUUGUGGCGGCCGUGCUGGCCCUCGGCGUCAACCUCGGCGUCGACUUUUCGUCUGUCGCGGGCGGGCCCGACCUGCUGUCGAUUGUCCGCCGGCUGCCCCCGGCGGCGCUGGCCGCGGACAUCCGCGACGAGUGCGUGCGCGGCAUCGGCACCUCCGACCGCGCCCGGGCCGGCGACUGGCUCGCCAUCUGGGGCGCGUCGUCGACGUCGGCGCACAUGGCCAUCCAGCUGGCGCGGCUGGCGGGGCUGCGCGUGGCCGCCGUCGUGGACACGGCCAAGCACGGGUGGCGGCUGGCGCGGAAAGACGGCGCGGACGAAGAAGACGAAAAGGAAAAGGGCUGGUGGCAGCCGGACUGGGUGGUGGACAGCCACGACCCGGCACGGGCGGUCGCGGUGCUGCGGGCCAACCUCGGCAGCCGCCUGCGGUUCGGCUUCGACACGCGCGGCCGGGACACGGCGGCGUGGCUGCUGCAGGCCCUGGCCGGGGGUGACCCGACCGCCGCAAGCAACAAGAAGGCGACGGCGUCGUCAUCGACCUCGGCCUCGGGCCGCACCACCCCACGGAGCAGCCCGCCGUCGCCGCCGGCCACGCCACGGGGCGACAACAAUGUGGUGGCCCCCAUUUCCGACAUGGCCGACGCGGACGAUCUUGCUGUGGAACAGACCCCGGCCCCGAAAAGCCACCUGGUGGGGCUGACCGGCCUGCCCAAGGGCACGCCGCCCCCGCACACCGUCUUCCACAAUGUGCCCAUCAAACUCUUCCACGAAGUGCCGGCAGUGGGCGAGGCCCUGUCGUCCUGGCUGGAGCGCCUGCUGGCCGCCAAGAAGCUGGUCCCGCCCGUGGUGGCGGGCGUCGAGGACGGUCUCGAGCGCGUCAAUGCAGGCCUGGACCGCCUGCGCGCUGGCGAGAUCAGCGGCGGCCGGCUGGUGGUACGGCUCGAGGGGCGCACAUAA
Sporothrix brasiliensis 5110 is the source of this 1695-nucleotide messenger RNA. RefSeq lists its product as uncharacterized. The transcript has a single exon. The record is from RefSeq and is a predicted model, not a curated record. Bases 1 to 1695 code for a protein of 564 amino acids. NCBI's taxonomy places the organism in Eukaryota, Fungi, Ascomycota, Sordariomycetes, Ophiostomatales, Ophiostomataceae.